Monodelphis domestica (gray short-tailed opossum) is the source of this 951-nucleotide messenger RNA. RefSeq names its product olfactory receptor 6T1-like. Gene Ontology annotation, molecular function: G protein-coupled receptor activity; olfactory receptor activity. The record is from RefSeq and is a predicted model, not a curated record. Gene Ontology annotation, biological process: G protein-coupled receptor signaling pathway. Lineage: Eukaryota; Metazoa; Chordata; Mammalia; Didelphimorphia; Didelphidae. Gene Ontology annotation, cellular component: membrane.
AUGUAUUCAGAGAACUGGACCCAGGUAACAGAAUUUUUGCUGAUGGGUUUCCCUGGUAACUGGGGACUUCAGCUCCUACUAUUCUUUGGCCUUUUGAUAACAUAUGUGGUUACAGUCAUGGGGAACUUGAUCAUUAUUGUGCUUAGUUGGUCUGACCACCGCCUGCAAACCCAGAUGUAUUUCUUUCUGAGAAAUCUGUCACUACUGGAGCUGGUGUUAGUCUCUGUUGUUGUCCCUAAGAUUCUGAUAAGCAUUCUUACUGGAGACUAUACUAUCUCCUUUACUGGCUGCAUCAUGCAAUCCUACUUCUAUUUCCUCCUGGGCACUACUGACUUCUUCCUCUUGGCUGUCAUGUCCCUAGACCGCUAUCUGGCUAUCUGUCAUCCAUUACACUAUGAGACCUUAAUGAAUCGUCCCAUCUGUGUCCGACUAGUAAUAACUUCCUGGAUUGCCGGUUUCCUCUGGGUGCUUUGUCCUACCAUCCUCAUGGCAAGAUUGCCUUUCUGUGGCCCCAAUGUCAUUGAUCACUUCUUCUGUGAUAGCUGGCCUCUUAUGAGGCUCUCUUGUGGGAGUACCCAACUUCUGGAGUUAGUGGCCUUUAUUCUCUCCACAGCAGUUCUUCUGAGCUCCCUGGCAUUGACUUCUGUAUCCUAUACCUGCAUACUUGCUACUGUCCUCAGAACUCCAACAGCCACAGAACGAAAGAAAGCCUUUUCUACCUGUGCUUCUCAUCUCACCAUGGUUGUCAUUGUGUAUGGCAGCUCCAUCUUUGUGUAUAUCCGCACAUCAGAGACUCAGUCUAGGCUCCUUAACAAAGGGGUCUCAGCCCUAGGAUGCAUCGUUACUCCACUUCUCAAUCCAUUCAUCUUUAGUCUCCGUAAUGAUAAGGUGAAACAGGCCCUAGGAGAUGCCUUAAGAUGGCACAGGAACAUAACUACCAGAAGAAUUUAA